Molecule: messenger RNA, 1821 nt
Organism: Fusarium oxysporum Fo47
Lineage: Eukaryota; Fungi; Ascomycota; Sordariomycetes; Hypocreales; Nectriaceae
Exons: 1
Coding region: 1-1821 (606 amino acids)
Source: RefSeq, a predicted model, not a curated record
AUGGCGCCCCCUUUGCCCCUGCCGUUCCUUGACAAAGUGGUUGUUUCGAGAUUGCGGUUUCCGCUCUAUAACCAUCUUGAGAACCCAACUAAGGUCCAUUUCAGCCUGGAAAAUGUGAAUAUCCUCGAUCACGAUGGGAUCAUGACCAACGGCAGAAAGGGGCUUUCUCCCAUUGCAAUUACCAAAGAAACAGAAUUCAGCAUCCAGCUAUCACCACAAGGUCUGGAGUUAAUCGCAACCCUUACCCCACCCUUUUGUCUUACUGCAACCUUGGAGAGCGCCGAUGUGUUUAAGGUUGACUUUGUGAGCCCUGCAGUGAUACAGCAGUUCACCCUUAUUCAGCCCAGGGUCCAGGGUCAGCCAAAAUCUCUCCCUUGGGUUCUUGAUGGUCAACUGAGAUGGUUGCUCCGAGGUUCCAAGGAAGACCAGCCGCAGUAUUAUCAUGAUGUGUUAGUUGAGAUCUACACGCUGCCAGAAACGUUGCCGCCUUACUUUGAAAAGCAAGGCAUACCACUUUAUCUACUGCGGCUGCCUUGGUAUAUUCGUACCUGGAUGCGCCAAGUCGAGCAGCCUCUGGGACAGCCCGCUGUCGAUUGGCCCUCGUUUGUAGUUCAAGCUUUAACAUCAGGUCCUCAGCUUGAAUAUAAAAACUUCAACGGUGUAAGUCAGUACACAAGCUGGGACCCCGAAUGGAUCGGAACUGCCUUGAGGGCUGGCCAAAGCAUCGUCAGUUGGCUGGACCUUUGGCUCUGGGACUUAUACCAUAAUACUCUUCCAGGCGCAAAGCAUCCGGUAGAUAUCUAUGACCUCGCCAGCCUCUCGCAAGUUUUAAUUAGUCUCGGAUUGGAGUACUCUAAGGAAAGAACUGGAAUGAAUUACUUAACACCUUUUGGUUAUAUCAAGCCAACCAAAUUGAUCGGACGUGUUGAGGAGCCGCCCAACCCGGAUAAUCAAGACAGCAUGUGCAACAACCCAUUAUAUGCUGUCGGCAGCAUGUACGACAAGGCCAUGCUAUGUGCAACAGACUCAAGCACUCGCUCAUCGCUGGAUUACCACCUUUUCCUCACUAUACAAAAGGAUGAUUCCUCGUAUGUACUUGACGCCGGCUGUGGACCUCAGACAGGGACAACAACUCUUCAAAGCUAUCCUGCUUCUGUCAUCGAUACAGACGCCAGACUCUAUAGCCCCCCGAGUUAUCCUGGUACUACUCAAGAUGUUAUUCACGGACCAGGAGUCAGUGAUCUGGCUAUUUCACGGGUUUUCGAGAAAAGCAAAGACUCAUCCGCACAAGAUCCCAGGACAAUUCUCGAUAAGAUCAAAGCCCUUCUGAGCACUGAGGGCAGAUUGUGCGAGCCUUAUAUAUCUGUUUUACCAGGAAAGUAUAACAUGAUGGCGACAUGGACUCUUCAGCCAUCGAGUCAUUCUGGCGCGUUGGCCACUAUUACAUUAUUUUCGCUUUGGUCUGAGCAGUCUAUUCGAAGCUUGUUUAAUCGUCGCAGACGUUCUAGUUCUCUAUGGGAACUCACAUCAGGUGAUCCCUACGACAUCUUUCUUGAUAAAACAAUAGGUAGCCUCCGCAUGUUCGCCGAUGUGGACCGUCAUUAUAUUGCCACCAUCCAGACCAGACACAGCAAAUCUGACUCCACUAGGUCGCUCAAAGAUAAGAUAAAAAAUGUUCUUUCAUCCUCUUUACAACCACCGUUGACCAUCCCGGACUACUUUGAUAGCAUAGUCCAGGUAUCCCCUGUGCUCAGCAAGGAAGCGACGAUAACAGCCAAGGGAAGUGAAGAUUUUUACGUACCUUCUCCAAAGUCCUAUUGA